Molecule: messenger RNA, 1698 nt
Organism: Myotis davidii
Lineage: Eukaryota; Metazoa; Chordata; Mammalia; Chiroptera; Vespertilionidae
Product: guanylate-binding protein 1-like
Exons: 9
Molecular function (GO): GTP binding; GTPase activity
Source: RefSeq, a predicted model, not a curated record
AAAAUGCUGUCUGUGAGGAGGAGACACUGGAGGAGGAGCACAGGAGCAGCGAAGAGCUGAGGCUCUGGAAUUACCGGCUCCUCAAGGUCUUCUUCGUGCUCCUCUCCCCUGAAGGCUUCUCUCUGGGCUCCAUGGUUCAGUCUCACACCAAAGGCAUCCGGAUGUGGUGUGUACGUCACCCUAAGAAACCAAACUACACCCUAGUUCUGCUUGACACUAAGGGGCUGGGAGAUGUAGAGAAGGGUGACAACCAAAAUGACUCCUGGAUCUUUGCCCUGGCAAUACUGCUGAGCAGCACCUUUGUGUACAAUAGCAUGGGGACCAUAAACCAGCAGGCCAUGGACCAACUGCAGUAUCCUUUCUGUGGUCCAGAACAGCAUCAAAAUCAGAGCCAUUUUUAUCUUUCUCCAGGUACCAGUCUUAAAAAUGAAAAAUUUAACCUGCCCCGACUUUGUAUCCGAAAGUUCUUCCCAAAAAAGAAAUGUUUUGUCUUUGAUCGGCCCACUCAUCGGAAGAAACUAGGCCAACUUGAGACAAUGCAGGAUGAUGAGCUGGACCCCGAAUUCGUGCAACAAGCUGCUGACUUCUGUUCCUACAUCUUUAGCAAUUCUAAAGUCACAACUCUUUCAGGAGGCAUCCAAGUCAAUGGACCCCGACUGGAGACUCUGGUUAUGACCUAUGUCAGUGCCAUCAGCAGUAGGGACCUGCCCUGCAUGGAGAACGCCAUCCUGGCCUUGGCCCAGAUAGAGAACUCGGCUGCAGUGCAAAAGGCCAUUGCCCACUAUGACCAGCAGAUGAGUGAGAAGGUUCAGCUGCCCACAGAAACCCUCCAAGAGCUCCUGGACCUGCACAUGGCCAGUGAGAAAGAGGCCAUUGAAGUCUUCAUGAAGAAUUCCUUCAAGGAUGUAGACCAUUUAUUUAAAAAUAAAGCUAGAAAUAACUUUUGUAAAGAGAAUAUAAAAGCAUCAUCGGAUCGCUGUUCAGCUUUACUUAAGGAUAACUUCCAAUCUUUAGAAGAAGAUAUAAAGCAGGGCGUUUAUUCUAAAUCAGGAGGAUAUCGUCUCUUAAUGCAGACUGUGAACGAGCUGAAGAAAAAGUAUCUUCAGGAACCCAGGAAGGGAAUACAGAGUGAAGAAGUUCUUCACACAUACCUGAGGUCCAAGGAGUCUGUGAUUGAUGCAAUUCUACAGAAAGACCAGAAUCUCACAAAAAGGGAAAAGCUGAUUGAAGUGCAACGUAUGAAAGCUGAAUCUGCAGAGGCUGCAGCAAAAAUGCUGGAGGAAAUGCAAAAGAAGAAUCAGCAGAUGAUGGAGGAGGAAGAAAAGAUUUAUCAGGAAUAUGUGAAACAAUUGGCUGAGAAGAUGGAGCAGGAGAGGGCCCAAUUAAUGGCAGAGCAAGAGAGGGCUCUGUCUCUUAAACUUCAGGAACAGGCCAUGUUACAAAAGGAAGGAUUCCAAGAUGAGAGCAGACAACUUCAGAGAGAAAUAGAGAAUCUCAAGAAUAACAUGGCAAGAAGCAGGAAGAAAUGUAUCUUAAUCUAAAGUCCUAAAGGAAAGAGAUUCCCUGGUCAGUCUACUCAAGGCAUAACUCAAGCAGUUUUAGAAUUUGGAAAAAGUCACAACUUGAGAAAAAGUGGCCCUCUUUAAGCUGAUAAAAGAAAUCUACAAAAACCCCUUCACCUAACAUACUUAAUGAUAA